AACAAAAAUGGAUCCACCGAAAGAUGUGCAGCCGCCCAAACAGCAGCCUAUGAUCUACAUAUGUGGAGACCGGAGCCCUUUACUCUGAAGUCUAAUCUCCCAUCAGAGCUGUCCUACUGCAGCACUGCAUUGCUGUGGCACUUCCCCCAUCAGUGACAUCACAUCUGACAUCUCAUCCAGGAGGCGUUUCCAACAGAAAUCCCCAGCUACGUGUAGAUGUAGCUGCGGCUCUGUGAGAGGGAGAGCCAAGAAAGGAGGAAGAGUUUGAACACACUGCAGAGGGAGUGCGGCUAUGGGGAACGCACAGGAAAAGCCCCCGGGCAGCGGAGGAGGGGGAGGUAGAUCGCCUCAGGCCACAGCAGGGAGCGGGACGAGGAGCCGUAGUGGAGGCAACGCAGAAAAGCCCCAGACUCGAAGAGCUCCAGGGAAGGGGGCGGCUAAUGGCACUCAGAGAGAAAACAGCCCCGCUGGUGGACAACAGGAACAGGGCAGCCCUGCAGUGGACACAAGUUAUCUGGACGCCCCUGCUGGGGCCCUUCCUCCUCACCUGGCCAUGCUCAAGAAUGCAGGAAAUCACCUCUUCAAACAUGGCCAGUUCGGGGAAGCCUUGGAGAAGUACACACAGGCCAUUGAUGGAUGUGCUGAAGCAGGCAUUGAUAGUCCAGAAGAUCUGUGUAUCCUCUACUCCAACAGAGCAGCCUGUUUUCUGAAGGAUGGAAACAGCACAGACUGCAUACAGGACUGUACCAAGGCUUUGGAGCUGCAGCCCUACUCCUUGAAGCCCCUGUUGCGCAGAGCUAUGGCCUAUGAGUCACUGGAGCGCUACAGAAAGGCCUACGUGGAUUAUAAGACCGUCCUGCAGAUAGACACUGGGGUGCAGGCGGCUCACGACAGUGUCCACAGGAUCACCAAGAUGCUCAUUGAGCAGGACGGACCUGAAUGGAGAGUGAAUCUUCCAGAGAUUCCCGCUGUCCCUCUGUCCGUCCAGCAGCAACACAGAGACAAACCGAUCAGCGCUGAAGUAGCCCAAGCCCGAGCAGCCAGGGCUGCGCAGGAGGAAGCCAACAGAAAAGAUGCCCGCUUUACUUUACUGAAACGGGAAGGCAACGAUCUGGUCAAGAAAGGCCACUUCCAGGAGGCUCUGGAAAAGUACAGUGAAUGUGUCGCAUUAAAACCUGAUGAAUGUGCUCUCUAUACGAACAGGGCCAUUUGCCUCCUGAAACUGAAUCACUUUGAAGAGGCCAGACAGGACUGUGACUCUGCAUUGCAGCUGGAGCCGGGGAACAAGAAAGCCUUCUACAGACGAGCCCUGGCUUAUAAGGGUUUACAGGACUACCUGUCGGCCAGCAGUGACCUCCAGGAAGUCCUCCAGUUGGACCCAAAUGUUCGAGAGGCUGAGGAGGAGCUUGAGGUGGUGACCAACUUGCUGAGACAGAGCCUGAUGGAUAGCACUGCACACACACCAAGGGUUUGAUGUGGAGGAAUAUGGAGGCAGAGGAAUGAAACAUUUGUGGACAUGUACUGUACCGUAGCAGUUAUGGAGGAAAAGGACACUUAAAGCUAUCAAGUGUAGUGAGUAAGACCUGCAAAAUGAAAAUGACUGGUGUUGACUCCUGGGGAGGACUCCUUGGAUGACCAGCUUUUCAGCUCUACGCCAUCUGUAAUGUGUGCAAACCACACCAUAACUCCAGAGUACUCAACCUUACAUAAUGGGCAGCUUUAUUUAAAAACAAAACAAAAAAAAAGGCUAAUGUCAAAGUACUCAAGACCUGCUUGCACUAUAAAUCAUUCACAUUAUGAUAUAAUGUGCAGUACAUACAGAUUCAUGUAACAGGCUGCAGAGCGCUGUUUCAUGGUGGAGUAAUGCGGAGAAAGUAACAGUGUGUUAUGUGUGCCUUAUUGAGAUUUCUAUCACAGUGAGGAUUAAAUAUGCCAAGACUUAAAGAUGUUGUGUUUGGUUUCAAAUGGUUCACUGAGCUCAUGACAAAAGCACUGACAAGAAACUGAUUCAGCUCAACUGUAUUGUAAAUAGAGACAAGGAACUCCCAGAAAGAUAAAAAAAGGUGUAAAAGUCAAGAUCUGGUACAAUGUUCACGUAUCCAGGGAUUCAGCUAUUCCAGCGAUUUCAAGACAUUUGUCAUUGUUUACAUGAAUUAUCAGCUGCUACAUAUUAGAAAAGAUAGGCCAACAAAUGGCUAUAAAACAUUUCCACAGCUAAAGACCCUCUAAAGUUAGGUGUUACAACUAUAUCUAAGAUGCUAAAAUAAUGAUUUAACAGUUAAAAUACCCCCUUUGCUCAGUGCGUAAGGCAUUGUUAAUUUCAGUUCAUUGGUUUAGUAAAUAUCCAGCAAUUGAAGUUAGCAUUACUUAAUCAUGUACUGUAAGACUUAUUGCAGGUCUCAGGUUUGAUCUUGAAUGUAUGACUGCGUGUUUUCUGUGUGAAUAGGUGUAAUGUACUUACACUCUGGAAAGUCUCUUAUCAGAAUACUACAUAGUUUAUUCCUGGUCCUUAACUCUGAAUCCUUAGAUCGGUUUAUAAAAUACCUUACAGCUUCUAUUCAUCAAACAUACUCGUUAUUAUACGUAACGUCAAAACGCAAGAGAAGUAAUCUGCAGGGGGAGGAAUUACGGUUGAUAUGACCCCAAGCAGUCUGCUAAACAGCGUGUUGUCAGGUAUCUUAUUAACUGGUUGUAGUCUCUUGAACAAAA
This is a messenger RNA of Etheostoma cragini (Arkansas darter), 2709 nucleotides long. RefSeq names its product sperm associated antigen 1a (gene spag1a). Gene Ontology annotation, cellular component: cytosol. The coding region runs from base 293 to 1474 and encodes 393 amino acids. NCBI's taxonomy places the organism in Eukaryota, Metazoa, Chordata, Actinopteri, Perciformes, Percidae. The transcript has 9 exons. The record is from RefSeq and is a predicted model, not a curated record. Gene Ontology annotation, biological process: axonemal dynein complex assembly. Gene Ontology annotation, molecular function: protein binding.